This is a messenger RNA of Lobosporangium transversale, 555 nucleotides long. RefSeq lists its product as hypothetical. The record is from RefSeq and is a predicted model, not a curated record. Lineage: Eukaryota; Fungi; Mortierellomycota; Mortierellomycetes; Mortierellales; Mortierellaceae. Gene Ontology annotation, molecular function: oxidoreductase activity; demethylase activity. The annotation marks the transcript as partial. Gene Ontology annotation, biological process: oxidative demethylation. The transcript is spliced from 3 exons.
GGUUUAGACCUGCUGCAUGAGUUUGUUACUACGGAAGAAGAAUCAUUACUGAUUCAACAACUUGAUGCUCGGCUUUGGGGAGGCCAGGGCGUAGAACCCAAUCCAGAGAUGAAGCGUAGGCAUCAGCACUACGGUGGUGUAUUUAGCUAUCGCUUCCGAAGGGUAGUAGGUGACAUGGAAGCAUUGCCAUCCAUGUUUAAUUUCCUGACACAACGACUGUUGGACCACCAGAUUUAUACUAAAAGUCCUAAUAGUAUUAUUGUAAACGAGUAUGAAGCAGGACAAGGCAUUAUGCCCCAUGUGGAUGCACCCAGAAUAUUUGGACCAACUAUUUCAGCAUUAUCGUUGUUAUCUGACUGUGUCAUGACAUUCCAGCACGUAAAGGAACAAAACCAUAUUUACCGAAUUCACCUGCCUCGUCGCUCGCUUGUGGUGAUGAACGGCUCGAGUCGGUACGAUUAUAAGCAUAGUAUUUCAAAAGACCUAGUCGAAUAUGUCAACGGACUGGAAAUCGUACGUGAUAGACGUGUCAGUAUCACCUAUCGGGACUUGCUU